This is a messenger RNA of Heterobasidion irregulare TC 32-1, 1491 nucleotides long. RefSeq lists its product as uncharacterized. Lineage: Eukaryota; Fungi; Basidiomycota; Agaricomycetes; Russulales; Bondarzewiaceae. The transcript has 4 exons. The coding region runs from base 1 to 1491 and encodes 496 amino acids. The record is from RefSeq and is a predicted model, not a curated record.
AUGGGGUUGGAUCGUCUGUUUUCAGCCAAAGAUGUGGGACAGAAAACAGCGGCACAGGCUUUGAUAGACACUCAAAAUUGGCUUCAUACCAAUUCUCGAGACCUUCUUGACGAGAGCGAUGAACUUCUGCACAUUCGCUACCAGCUCAUCUACACCAUGGGGCAACAGAAGCCACUCGAAAAUCAUCCAGACCGGUGGACGACAAUACAGCAAGUGUUCUCCUUGGUAAAGCAUAUCGCCGUCACCCUCAAGCAGGAAUUUCCUGAAGAGAUGGAGCUGAAUAUGGGUUCUGAGAAUAGUUUUCCCGUGAUUCGCAUCGUCGGUGCUAGCGCUUCCAAGGCACUCGUCUCAACCAUCGAUCGCAUGGCGCUAGAUGGAGAGAUUCCGAAUCUUGGGCUUGCUCUUCUACCUGCCACAGCCCGCGCAGCUACUUUUCGCUUUCUUACUGAGGUCAACGUCGAUCAGCAGGAAUAUCUUGUGGUCGAAGACCACUGCAGCGGCAGUGAUAUCUGGAAAGGGCUGCUUCUCCUGCGAGGCCACAUUCUUUUGUAUGUUCUGAAGGAUAAGCGCUGGCGAGUGGAUUAUGGUCUCGAUCCAAGUCGAUCUCUUUUUGCGGUGCCUUACCGAGCAAAGGAUGUUUCGAGCCCGCGGGCAGAGUUUGGGCAUCCCGACGUUGCUAUUUUGCUCACAUGCCCGAGCUAUUACCACGGCGGCCAGAGUGAUCAUCAACUCCACCAGUCUUUUCAACUUCUUUACCAAGGAGACAACCCUGCUCUCGAGUAUGAGGUAUGGAUACACUGCGGCGACAAAAUUCUGCUCAGUCUGCGGCGGCUUGACGGGGUCAAUACGCAAGACAAGGGACAAUUUAAACACUCCAUCUUCCCUGCCCUUUGUAGAAAUCACGGCUUCAGCGGAACGAAUGAUAACCGCUAUCUACUCCCUACAUCGAUUGAGCAGCGCGAUCCAGUCCAGCAACUCAGCACAAAUGCACAGGUGCUCAUGUACCUCCUGCAGCCGGAGAAUGACUACUACUGCUGCACCCACGGUUCUGAUGACAAGCCAUGUUCGGCGACAGAUUUUCUCGAGACGCUAGUGCAUCAAAUGCCAGAAAUUCGGGUUCUUCUAGACGUGGGAGCGCAGAUGCUGGAGCUCCAAAACCGUGAAUUGGCGAGUCACUGGCUGUCAUUGAGGACGGACGUUUCGGCUGCCGUAUUUUUCGACGAGGCGGAUCAUCUUAUCGUACUCACACUGGAUGGCAUGACAGAAUCAUUUAUCUCCUCCCCAUUCAACCGACAGCUCGAUAAGUGUAUUGUGUACUUAGACGACGCGCAUACAAGAGGGACAGACCUCAGGCUUCCCAAAAACAUUCGGGCGGUCGUCACGCUAGGCCCAAAGGUGACCAAGGACAGGCUGAUUCAGGGAUGCAUGCGCAUGCGAAAGCUUGGGAACGGACAAUCCGUGAUGUUUUUUUGCGCCACUGGAGGUCGAUAG